Messenger RNA from Juglans microcarpa x Juglans regia, 583 nucleotides. Its product is annotated as NADH-ubiquinone oxidoreductase 20.9 kDa subunit. The coding region runs from base 121 to 423 and encodes 100 amino acids. The record is from RefSeq and is a predicted model, not a curated record. Lineage: Eukaryota; Viridiplantae; Streptophyta; Magnoliopsida; Fagales; Juglandaceae. The transcript is spliced from 2 exons.
CUAUUCUCUCUCGUUUACUGGCAUACACAGCCGUCGUUGCGCUUGGGCAGAGCGAGUUAGCGAGAGAGAGAGAGAGAGAGAGAGAGAGGAUAGUGACAGCGUUGUUGAGAGCAGAGAAAGAUGAACACAGACAUCACAGCGUCGACGAAGCCAGAGUACCCGGUCUUAGAUCGGAACCCUCCCUUCACCAAAGUAGUCGGAAACUUCAACUUCCUCGACUACCUCCGCUUCACAACCAUCACUGGCGUCUCCGUCACCGUCGGCUACCUCUCCGGAAUUAAGCCGGGGAUUAGGGGACCGUCGAUGGUGACCGGAGGUCUGAUUGGGCUGAUGGGAGGGUUCAUGUACGCGUACCAGAAUUCGGCGGGUCGAAUCAUGGGAUUCUUCCCCAAUGACGACGAGGUAGCUCGUUACAAGAAAUGAUGAUGAUUUCCCGAGAAUAUUUUUUACCUUUUUUCUUAGUGCUUUGGAAGAAUCUAAGAAAAAGCCCCCCUCUUUACAGACAGUAUUUCCCCUAAUUUUUCUCCCAAAAUCAUACAUUUUGAUGAUGUUAAUAAUCAGAAUGUUGAAUAUGUUGUUUUCA